Odontomachus brunneus is the source of this 1456-nucleotide messenger RNA. RefSeq lists its product as uncharacterized. The coding region runs from base 363 to 1349 and encodes 328 amino acids. NCBI's taxonomy places the organism in Eukaryota, Metazoa, Arthropoda, Insecta, Hymenoptera, Formicidae. The transcript is spliced from 4 exons. The record is from RefSeq and is a predicted model, not a curated record.
CUUGAAACUUAUCAGCGUAAUAUGGAUGUAGAAGAAUUACACGAGACAAAACUACGUAUAAAAUUAACAAAUAAAGGAACGUUCCUUUAUGGUGGAUGGACUAAGGAAAGAUUGCUCAGCUUGCUAAGAAACAAGCUUAUGCGACAACACGAGAUUGAAUCAUCAUUUAUAUAUCCAUGUAACGAUGCGCAAUGUGACGCAUCACUUGCAUCAUAUCAUUCUGUUAUCCACAGUGGAACAUAUAAUGAAUGUAUUUUAGUCGAACUAGAAAGAAAAGGUCAAGAUCUCUUCUGAAGAAGCUAUUUCUUGUCUUCAUAGUGUGUCGUAUUUAUUUGUACAUUAAAUAAUAAAUUUAAUUAGGUAUGUCUCCACGUAAAAUCAUAAAAGCAUUGAAAUAUGGUCUUCUUAGUCUCAGUCCCGAAGAACUGAAAUAUUUUCGAGAUUUUGGAGCAGAGGUGAACGUCGUGAAUAAUGCAGACAUGUGGUCAAAGAAACUUGACGUGAAAUUGAUAUGGAAUCUUAUAGUCGCCGGUUUAACUGAAAACCAAUGCUGGAAUAUUGUUAUGUGUGGGCUGAUGCCUCAGGAUAAAAAUGUAUUGUGUCGGCUUCUGUGGAGUGGCGUGAAUGUUCCAGGAAUUUUAAAUUGGCCAGGACAGAUCAAGCCAGUUACAUCAACAAUAGUCACUUUUUUGGAGAAACUUGGUAUUGAUGAAGAUGCUCUUCGUUACGUAGAAGAGAACGGAAUCGAUGAUGUAGUUGAAGAUAUGCUGAUUGAUCUUGGAUAUAGUGAAUACGAAGAGAAACAAGCUUUAGAGGAAAUAUUAUGCGAGUGCAGUUUAAGUAUAUUGCAAUCUACGGCAUUUUCAUUAACGACAAGGAUAUCUCGCUCCACUAGUUUAAGUGGAGCAGAUUCUACUUUAAGUACGCAAUACGAUUUUGCUCCGUGUACGUGCUAUUUAAAUUUACUGUCAAAAGAACAAGGCGAUGAAACUGUUAAAAGAAAUAAUUACUUAAGACAAAACGUAAUGAUACCAUUGACGUGGGCGAUAAGUAGAACCUUAAAGUACCAACCAACGAAUCCUCAGCAUUACAUAGCCCAUCAAUUGUUACGUUGGAGAUACGGCAAUGUUCCACAAGAGGAAAUGGAUAGUAUUCAACAAUUUGUCGUUUCCGCUACAAUAGCAAUGGAUCGGAAGCUUGUAGAGAAACGUAAGCGGGAAGAAGAAGAUGCUAUCAGACGUCUAAACGAAACUGCUGUAAAAGAUAUUAUUUGCGAUACGUGUUUAAAGCGACAAAAGCUGUAUCGGAUCAAAUCAGAGAGCGUUGUAGGAAAUGUACAAGAAUCUUAAUAUCGGCGUGAAUCCCAAUAUCGAUGAAUGAAUUUUAAAAAUAUAUUCGGCACUUUAUAUAAAAUAAAUUUGUUAAAUAUAUUCUCUGAAGAGUUUCCUAAAUCCUA